CUAUUCAUGCUACUUUAUAUGAUCCACCAGUUAGUAAAUGCCCACAAGAAGAUUCCCUUCGAAAAUGUCUUGACCAACGUCACAUUAGAGGAAUUAUCAAUUAUCGUGAAAACUUUGUUGGUUAUAAUGAUGACAUUAAUUUUGAAUAUAAUAGGUUAAUUAUUAAUUUUCCAGUAGCAUUUGUUCAUCCUGUAGAUAUAUCAGACAUUCAAAAUACUAUUAAAUGUGCAGCAGAAUUGAAUUAUCCUGUUGUUGCAAGAUCAGGUGGACAUUCUUAUGAAUGCUACAGUCUUGGAGAUAAAGAUUGUUAUUUAGUUAUUGAUCUUGCAAAUUUAAAUAAAAUAACCAUCAAUAUAACCUCACAAACUGUUAUAAUCGAAACAGGAAAUUUAGUAGAAUUAUUACAUUAUAAAUUAAACCAAUAUGCUUUUGCAUUUCCAGCUGGAACUU
Molecule: messenger RNA, 450 nt
Organism: Dentiscutata heterogama
Lineage: Eukaryota; Fungi; Glomeromycota; Glomeromycetes; Diversisporales; Gigasporaceae
Source: the annotation of a GenBank genome assembly